GCGAAAUUAAUUGUUUAAGCGAUUUGCUGAGCAGAGGGCAUUUAUAAUUAAUGAGGUCAUCCAGAGAUUUCCUGCAGAUACCCUUUUGUCAUGAGGCUCAGAUCUUUUAAUAUCAAUGUUUGUUAAGAUGUUGAGAUUUUUUUAUGGUUUUCGUUUCGUUUCGUUUCGUAGCGCAUUUUGCUCAAAAAUCCGUUUUUCUUCCGCGCCAUGGAAGGCCAGUGGGGCUUCGUUUCCGCGCUGUUCAGAAGCGAAAAUAUUUAAUUUGGCGUAAUCACAAACCGGUGGCUUCUUCCAGACGAAAUCUGGAAACUUCUCGUGAUUGCUUGCGAUGAUUAGUUUUUGUAAAUUUGGUAUGAGAAAAAGGUGUACGGGGAAAUUUUGUGGCUUAAACAAUGGAGGGGCUAUUGCAUUGUAGAGUAGCAUUUAGUAGCUGUUGCUUUGAGUGCAGAAGUGGAGGAAACUAGGUGAAUAGUUAUUAUCGAGGAGAACUGUUGAUGUAAUGGCCGAUGAUAUAGCUGGAGUUGGAUGCCUUUUAGCUGGUACGAGGGUUUCCUGAUGGCCGAUAAGAGCCAAAAGAAGCGUUUCUUGGAUCUAAACAAGUCCGCUCGGCGUGCUUGUACUCUGGGGAAUGAGCAAGCAUAAUACAAUGAGGCUGGGCGACGAACUUUCAGGCUUCAAUUCAUUGAAUUUGCGCGAUUUGAUGAAAGAGCAGGAUCAAGAUGAAAUCAAAGAAGUCCAUGAUGAAGAUGUUUCGCAGCGGCAAAGGCAGACCAUCGGGUCAAUUUUGGGCGGUCUGGUAAGCGCAAAAGAAGAAGAAGAAAAAACCGAGGCUAGGACAACACUCUGGGAGGUAAUCCAGUCAGAGCAGUCGGAAAAACCAAAGGAAUUUUCUUCCGGCGGCAUUUUGAAAAACGUGAUGCGUUUGGUCGCCCGAAGGAAGGACGAAAUAAAAGAACUCGAAGAGUUCGAAGACGAAGAGGAAACGCUCAGACUGCUGCAAAGCUGGGGCAAUAAUAGGUCGCCACGAUCGCCCACCAUUGUUGACUCCGCCCGCGCGGUGAUCGAUUCAGACAGGCUUCUUCAAGAGGAGGAAGGAGGAGAGAGUCUUGAAGGCGCGGUAAGGGUUUUUCUGGUCGGAGGUUCGAGUCACGGCACAGACAGACAAAUGAUGGAUCGGCCGCGAUGGAGAGCUCUGAGGCACAAACUCAGACUGCGAAAAUUUGCGUGCUGCGGCAGCUCGUGGAGUGCCGCGCGAUCGAAUCUCAGCGCCGCGACGCCCGUUGUCUUGCCCCAGCGCGACGACGACGACGAAAACAGCUGGAGCGGCAGUGGUCACAGGAUCGAUCCCAAUCGCAAUCAAAACAGCAAUAACAGUAACAUCAACUCUAGUGUUGAUGGUGGUGAUGAUGAUGCUGAGACAUGCGUCAUGGCUGAGCCAGAAGCCGCCGUAAUAGGCGAAAGCCCUACGGCAUUCGGCACCAGGGUUAACCUAAUUGCCUCUUCCUAUCAUCCAGACACAGAAAGUGCUGAAACCUCUUCAUCUAUAGGCGCCAGAUUUAAUUUCGGUUCUUUGUAUAGAGGUGGGCAAACAGAGAGCAUUGAAACCCAAAUAUCUGUCCGCAACACAUUUAGCUUGAAUUCUCCAUUUCAUUCAGAAACAGGGGUACAGACAGAGACAGUUAAUCAGGUGUCAGUGCAACCCCGUCGAGAGCGCAGGGAACAGCUUAUUACCUUGCUGGAGAGAACACUUGAGCCAGAGGCAGCUGAGCGGCAGGAGACAAGAGGGGGCAUGAAUCUAGCAGCCGCACUGGCCGCUGAGCGGCAGCUGCGGGCUGCACAAGAACAGGAAGCCAUGGUCUCCGCUGGAGUCUCAGGUGUUUCGAACCACCCUCAAAUUCUGACGGAACUCCAGGCGGAUAUGGGGAACAGGGAGGGGUCUAGGUCGCCAUUACGAGUCUCGCUGAUGACUCUUCUAGAAGAGGCAGACGACCGUAAUGGCACCGGGGCCCCAGCCUUGCUUGAAGAAUGGGAUUCCAAGGACGAAGUAGCGGCUGUCAAUGGCGGAGGGGUUGAUGAUUCAUCAUGCUGUGUUUGCAUGGUGCGGCGAAAGGGGGCGGCGUUUAUUCCAUGCGGCCACACUUUCUGCAGACUCUGUACCCGCGAGCUUUGGGUUAGCAGAGGAUCAUGUCCACUGUGUAACAGAUGUAUUGUUGAGAUUCUUGAUAUAUUUUGAAUCCACAUAGGCCGGGUAAAAUUUCUUCACCGCCAGAAAAAUAUCCCCCCCCCGUAAUACUUCAAUUAUUUAGGUUUUGUAUUAAAAUCGACUUCAAAAAUUGUUUUCCUGAAAAAUGCAGUGUGGCAACGAGGCCAUUAAAAAGGUUUUGGCUGGAACAGCAGUUGCUUCAAAAUGUAGAUCAUAUUUGUUUGUGUUUUUACAGGUUUUAAUGACUCGGAAGCCAUUGAUACUGGAACCGGGUUGUGAUAAAUAUUCAUUAUUUUCUGUAAUAAAGAAAUUCUUAUCCUUCGGUUC
Molecule: messenger RNA, 2530 nt
Organism: Cryptomeria japonica (Japanese cedar)
Lineage: Eukaryota; Viridiplantae; Streptophyta; Pinopsida; Cupressales; Cupressaceae
Exons: 3
Coding region: 629-2233 (534 amino acids)
Source: RefSeq, a predicted model, not a curated record